AUGAUUAAAGAUGUUCCAGCCGAUGCUGAGUCCCUUCUGUCUGGAAUUUUUCAAUUUUGUGUUGAUCGAGCUUUGGAACAUGCAAGAGAAAAAAACAUUGAACCUCAACAAUUAGCUUGCACUCUAACCAGUGACUUUUUAGACUAUGACAUCUGGGUUCCUUUCAGGUAUUAUUUCUUACGUUUUAGUUUAUAUUAG
This is a messenger RNA of Meloidogyne enterolobii, 198 nucleotides long. Lineage: Eukaryota; Metazoa; Nematoda; Chromadorea; Rhabditida; Meloidogynidae. The record is from the annotation of a GenBank genome assembly.